ACUAUUUAUGAAACUGAUGAAAAAGGCAAACAAAGUAAGAUGACUUAAAAAUUAGGUUAUGUAUUUGGAACGAACGCACCCAUUUUUUUAUCUGUGGCGUUGUAGUGAGGGUGGGUCCCUGUGAAAAUUACAUAAAUAGUUCUAAAGAUGUAAGGUGGCCAUUUUGUUGACUGCGCGUGUGCGGACUCCAUUUGCGAUAUUGGGAUAAUCAAAAUCAUGGAAAAUGACGCAAAAGUAUUCGUUUCAAAUAUUACCAGAGCUGAAAAUAAUCAAAACAACAAUCUGUACGAUUUAUUAAAUAUAGUUCCUGCUAAACCCAAAAGACCAACUGUCUUAAAAACACAUAAUUGCGAUUUCAAACCUCAAACUGAUAAGUAUUACGUAUCGAAAAGAAAAACAAAACUUAAAGUAAAGACCGUCGGAGAUAUAAGAAAAAUAUUUGAACAGGACACUUAUUCAUAUCUAUCAACUGAUUUGGAAUCCCAAGAAAAACUUUUAUUUAAAAGAAUAAAACGUGGUUCUUCUAGAAAUGAUGAUACAAAAUCAUUAGCAAGCAGCAUAUUAAAACUUGAUAGACCCGUUUUUAGAUCAACAUGGGAAAUGUUGGUAAACCUGAACCCCGAACAGCAUGCUUAUCCUCGCCAAUUUGUCAUAUGGAAUGGAAAACAUAUUCAAGUCAAUGGUAGUUGUGGAGGCAGUAAAAAAAUUAUUUGCAAUUAUGAUUUGGCCUAUAAAAACCAGACUUCUCAAAAUUUCAACAAAAACAUUUGUACUCACUCUACUUUCGACCAAAAGAAAGGACUCAUACGCAAUUCGUUAGCAGUGAAAUUUAAACCAGGGCCUUUACGAAAGAAGUUUUGUCUUGACCAAUCACAUCAAAAAUAUCACAUUGGGAACGCAGAACUUAUAAAUCUUCCAAAACCUUACUUAGAUAUUCAACCUACGUAUGGCACUGCGUUAGAAUCAACUUUGAACAAUUAUUUAAACAACUUUCGCCAGGAAGAUGGGACUAUUACUCAAAAGUGGGCAGAGUUAGCCGUUUCCGUCUUAGGAAGAGUUGAAAAAUCGAACUUUGUUCAAUUGAAUAAAGAUUGCGUGACAUUCGAAUUAAACUAUAAAUAUGAUCGACAUCAAAUUCUCAUGAGACGCGAUAAAGAGAACGUGUUAAACAACCUAACUGUAAAAGAAUCGGACACUAUUGCCAAGAGCACAAAAAUAUCUGAAUGCAAUGUGCUACCUGAAGUAGAAGACAUGAUGUCGAAAAUAUUAGAUUGUGUAGAAAUAAGCUUAAUUCAAGAUAACAUAUACAACAAAGACGAAAAUGAGUCUAACAUCUUAAAAGAUUUAAACUCGAGCUACACUGAUAAUAACGUUAAAACGAAAAGGAGGUACUGUGAAUUAGACAGGUUGGACGUCACAGUUAUAACUAUGCCUGAAAUCAAAAAACUAGAUGUUAAUCAAUGCGGGAAAGCACACUGCAGGUUAGGAUGUAUUUGUGUCUCUUUAGAUGGCACGCAAAACUUAAGCCAACAUUGUGGCCGAGUUCGGUGUAUGUUCGAAUGCAAAUGUGGUUAUAGCAACAAAAGUGGUUUGUUAUCUGCAAGAGAUAAUGAUCUAGAAUGUAUUUCUAAUCUAGACAAGAAAAUAAAUGUAAAAUUAGCCAAAGAGGAAAAAAAGUUUCAUCAAACGGUUAUAGUAACUGGAGAAAAACGAAUACUAUUAAAGGCAGAAAGAAGAAACUGUAAAAUACCAGAAAAAUAUGCUGAGUUCUAUAACAAUAUUCGUAUUAAACAAGAAAACCAGAAAAAUCUUGCGGUAUCGAUAGUUAUACCCAAAUUUAACUUUGAAAAUGUAGUACCGUGGUGCAUGGUUCAUAAAUUAUACAAGUGUUUUUGUAAAGGGCGUUUCACAGAUACAGGCGAGUCACUGAAUAAUGGAACUGAUAUAGCACCAUCUUUAGAGCAUAGUGUGAAUGUUGUGAAAGACCAAUGUACAAAUAGCUCUAUAAAUACAUCUGAAAGUUUAAGAAUAGAUCAAGAUGACAAGAUAAAAAGAAAAGAUAGGCCUAUUACUCCAGUCAAAAUUACAGAAUCUUUGGAGGUCACUUCAGCUGUCGAUAACGCAAAGUAUAAAACUAGGUUUUCAGUAAGAAAUUUAGAAAAAGCCCCUAAUUACAAUGAUGAAUUAACCGAAGAAAUUUAUACGUGCGCAAGAAUAAUGCCUUACGAAGGUAGAAAAUUUAGCGAUGGUUAUUACAGGCAUACUAAUAACAAAAUAUUAGAAAUGGAAAAAAAUGACAAAAGGUUACAAGACAGAUUAGCUGUUCUUAACCAGGACCAGCAUGAAGUUAAAAGUAAAAAUAAAUCACGCAUUAAUACCACUAUUGAUUCAUCUAUUUUGGAUAUGCUGUAUAAGGAAGAUGAAACGAAUCCAUUAACAAUUGAAAAAAAUGAAACUAUUACCUCUCAAACAAAGCGUAAAAGGUUGUCCAGUAAAACAAAACUAGUAGCUUGGUUAGAAGCCAAUUACAAAUUGUACAAAGAAAGAAGUGACCAAGGUCUAAUAAAAAAAUCACUUGAACCACCAAAGUUGGGAAAAAUAGUGCUCCAUUCAUGGGAGUUUAUAUUAAACAGAUAUAGGGAACAAAAAAAUUUGUUUUUGAUAUCUCAACAGAAACCUUUCAGAAUUUUUAUGGCAGUACAUACACGUCACCCAUUUUUUGAUAAUUGUUUGAAUAUUAAUGAUAUUCGAUUUGCUGAUUUACAUAAAUAUCCACAAACAGUUAAAAAUUUACUUAUUAAUGCAACUGACUUAAAAGAUUUCUUUUGUAUAUUACGGGGUUUAGCAUUCUGUUGGGAACUAAUUGGUUCCGUUGCCAAAAUAAAUGAAGAUGUAGAUGGUCAAGAAAUUAACGUAGAAUCGUCAGGAAAGGAAACGUUUGUUAUAUACGACAGUGAUGAUUCUUCGGAAGAUAAUACAUCGCUUGAAACAUGUAAUAAAAAGGCAGAAGAAAGAUCAUUAGAAAUUUCAGACGAAACUAUUGCAUCGAAAUGGUUUGUCAUGACAAUAGAAAAUGAUUUCUCAGAAAUUCGAUUUCCUGAAAAAGGAUUCUUUGUCACGCAUAAAAGUAUUAUGAAAGUAAUUUGUAUGGCUCGCCUAGCUAAUAAAACAGUGCGUCUGUCUUCCAGACAAUGUGUGGAGGAAAGCGAAAAUCCUUCCUUUGGAAUUUACGCAAUGCCCAACACUAAUGAAAAUUGUGUAUUGGUUGGCCCGUAUGAACUGAAAGAUCCCUUAGGAAUCGAGACUGUUAAAACAUUUUUAGACUUUAAAUCUUAUCAUACAAAAAUGACUUCAACUAGAGGUUUUUGGAUGAAAACAAGCAAAGUCGAUAAUUUACAAGUAGUAGAGAAUCCGUUAUCAUUUAUGUCUCUUGCUAACCCUCAUAGUAAGCACUCAAUACCUUUAGAAAACCAUUGCCUCGAGGAAGGAGGUUUUCAUCAAAAUCACAUAUUUCCUGGAAAUCAUGAUAAAAUUGAGAAACCAAAGCCAUCAAAUUCACCACAAAAGGUUGUCAAACCCAUUAAGAUACGUAAGACAAAUGGUUUUUAUCAUCUCGCAUCGGACGGUGUGUUGAAAAGAAUAGCGUUACCACCAAACCUUGCUAAAGCUAUGCCAGUUGUACUAAAUACGUGUUUAAAUACUGGGAAUGGUUCAGUAUUGCAACCGGCAGCGAAUAAUAUGAAAAUCGUCCAAUUUUCUCCAAUAAAUUCAAACAUUAAAACUACUUCGUUAGAGUCGAAUGUCAGAAGUAUAACAUUACAGUCAAAUGUUAAUGCUACACCAUUUCAUGUUAAUAGUAUAACCUCAGAGGCAAAUCACGAAACGACACAAUUUGAGUCAAAUACUGAAACUGAAUCGUAUGUUAUUAAUACACCUGAAAAAGAAGUUGAUACAUUUUCAUUACAAAACGAGAAUUCUCCGAAGAAACAAGAAAGAAUGUUUGUUCUAAAACCUGAGGAAAUUAAUAGGAAGCUUUUACAAGAAAGUACAAGUUCCAUGUCAACUGCAAUAGCUGUAACUGAGUAUUGUUCUGAGGAUGAGCCAUCAAACGUUAAUAUGACGGAAUUACUCCUAGAAAAUACAUCUGAAUCUGAGUAUUUGGGUGCAAGUAAUGAUGAUGUCUAUGUUAUUUCGGAUGAUGAUGAGUCAAUUACGGAAUUCAAGACAGAAAAUGAUCUCAGGGACGUAUGGAUAGAAUGCACAAAUGUCAUAGAUCUUGGCUGGAUUACAGGCAGAAAAAAUUGUUACAAUUUGCUGAGUUUUAAGUUUCCCGGAUAUGAUUAUUCUGAGUUUUACCCUGAGGAUAGAGUAUUCUUCUACAUAAAUGCAAAAUUGUGUGAAAUGAGUAACAGUUCAAUGUCAAAAGAAAUAAAGUGGAAAGUUGUCGAAUCACCCGAGCAACUCAGAGGAAGCGAAAUUGAUCCGGAAAAAAUAUUAAGCAUUAAUGUACAUUAUAAGGAUGGGCAGCUAACAAGUGAUGCAUUCGAAAUUGACAGGGAUAACUUAAGAACUUAUAAGAAUAAAACACGGAAAGUCAAAACCAUUUCUCCCUGUUUUCAGCCUUCCUUUUCCAGGGAACAGGAAUCUACUGCACAGAUUGACUUGCCCGACGUGAAAGAAACUUUUGUAACCAGGAAAGUGCAACAUUAAAUUUAAAUGGUUUCCGAAAUAUUGGAAUAUCUUUAGUUAUCUCCAUUUUAAGAGAUGUUUGACUGAUUGUAAACUAUUACGUUUGUUGUAAAGAAGUGAUGAUAAAAUCUAGGGGUUUUCGUGAAAUUCCGUAAUUAAUAAGACUUUGACAACAUUAUUUUAUUGUUCGACAUUGUAUAUAAGUACUUUCGAUACUUUUAACUUAUUACCUGGUUUACUACGUGCACAGUUUGUAGGAUCUAUGUUCACUUUCUAGAAAUGUAACUUAACGGAAAUCUUAAUAGCGGAGACCAGUAAUUGUUUUACAUACUACCUUCAUGUUAAUGUACAAAUUAUGUACCCUAGUACUAAGAAUUCGAACCUAUAUCCCAUUAAUGACUUUUUCUAGAUAGCUAGAUAAAUGUAAUUACAUAUAUUGUAUGUUUCACAUCAUUAUUUCUGUAGUAAGUAGGUAUAGUGUACGGGCAAUUCUGGUUUGCGCGUGUCAGCAAUAGCAGUGUUAUAAAAAUGUUAAAUCAACCUUCUAUCAAUGUUGUGCUUAGCUGGAAAAACCUCGUACAAGCGCGGCGUUAUGUGAAGUUAGAAAUUAUUUUUCUGAUAGACUGUUAUAUAUACGAUGGUUUUGAUUGUGCUGAACAUAAGCUAAACUUUCCCGUUUAAUAUCACUUUUGUGCAUUGAAAUCUACAACUUUUCCAAAACCGCAAUAGACUAUUUUGAAAAAAAAAAAUGUAUCACAUGCGCUAUUUUAGUUUAGUCUCUGUUCAGCUGAAUCAGUUCCAAAAUUGUGCUUAGUGUCGUUUGUCUGUGUAGUGUGUACUAGCUUACAAGCUUUAGGUGUGUAGUAUGCGUAAAAACAUUUGAAUAUUCUAGAAUAGAACUGAGAAUACAAGCAAAAACAGCAGACUUAUAAAAUUGCAUUUCGUUAUUAGUAAAGCAAACUAUCUGUGAUAAGUAUUACAAAUUGAACAUCCUUUAUUACAAGAAUAGAGAUUGUUAACUAAGUCUGAAGUAAAGAUUAUUUUUAAGGUACUACUUAAUGAAUUACUUUGAUUACCUAGUUAUGGGCCGCUGCGCCGACUGCCAUUGUGCGCCAUUCGCGCGCUAGAUCCCGCAUGGGACCAUUUUAUUUAUGCUUUCUAAAACAGUAGAUUUAACUUUGAAAGCAGUUUUCUAGUGUGAAAGUCGUUACGUACCUACAAUUGAAUAUCUUGUGAUAAAUUAGUUAAGUUUUAAUAUAAUUUACCAAGGGGUUGUACCUUUUUAAGAUCUUUUAUUGUCUUAUGCUUUUCAUAUUAUACAAUAAAAAAGCGUCGCCAACCACGGAUGCUGCAUGAGCCAUAUGUAACAUUGUGGUAUUUCGAGCGAAGCGAUGAGAUCUAAAACCUUAGGGUCCGGGUCCGGCACAGAUUACGAGAACAGAGUAGUAGUUUUCUAUGGGAUUCUAUGGGACUAUCUGACCGAUACUUUAAGUGUUUUCAAAUGUCUUAAAUAAAUCCACUAAGCUUUGAUUAUAAUGUGUGUAGCAUGUUAUGUGGGUUGUCAUUCCGAAAUUAAAGAAAUAUAAGUUUUA
This is a messenger RNA of Trichoplusia ni (cabbage looper), 6281 nucleotides long. RefSeq lists its product as uncharacterized. Lineage: Eukaryota; Metazoa; Arthropoda; Insecta; Lepidoptera; Noctuidae. The coding region runs from base 217 to 4710 and encodes 1497 amino acids. The record is from RefSeq and is a predicted model, not a curated record. The transcript is spliced from 6 exons.